Molecule: messenger RNA, 717 nt
Organism: Aspergillus chevalieri
Lineage: Eukaryota; Fungi; Ascomycota; Eurotiomycetes; Eurotiales; Aspergillaceae
Exons: 1
Coding region: 1-717 (238 amino acids)
Source: RefSeq, a predicted model, not a curated record
AUGCCUCGCCUAAGAAACACCAUUGCCUCUACUAGAGCCAACCGGAACGAAGCGAAUGAUGAUGAAACCAACCGAAACGAGGCGAAUGACAAUACCAACCAAGAGAACCGACGAUCAUCUGUGUUCAUUGAUGGAGAUGAUAAUGAAGAACAACAAAUGGUGACAUUGGAGGAGUUCCUCCAGUUCGUCUCUGAAAAGCCUGAGUGGCUGUAUGAGAAGCUCUGUUCAAUCCACCAACGAUAUGAAGAGUGCAUUGACGAACAAGGAGUGCAACGUGCUGAAAGAGAACUCCAAGGCAGAACCAAGGAUGGGGAGAUUGCUCUUCUGCGCUGUGAACUGGAGGAAGUUAGAGAACAACUUCAGGACCGCAUUGACAACGAUGAGCAUGUCCAACGGGAGCUAGCAGAGACUAGGUCUGAGCGUGAUGCAUAUAGCCGCCAGAUUGCAAAGAUGGCCAUGCAGUUGACCAACAGCGGCAAUCAGGAACCCAUGCCAACAACCACUAGUGUCCGAAAGACCACCAAGAUUCCUGAUCCCCCGAUGUUGACUGAUGGUAAGGAACCCCAAUUCGAAGACUGGCUGCUCCUGAUGACCAAAAACUUACUGCCAACGCCGACCAUUUCGACAAUUCCCAACUCCGUAUGGCAUAUGUGGCUAGCCGCUGUGAGGGCAAGGCCUGGAAGCACAUCACCCCUCGUAUGCGAGAGGAUGCCAUGA